CCUAGGGCUGGAGGGUUGCUGCUGUGCUGUAGAGCGUUAGGCCGGAGCGAGGGUACUUGGCGGCGCUGCUGGGGGCGGCAUUGCGCCUCUCAUACUCAUGAGGAGCCGGAAGCUCGCAGGGGGAGUGCGGUCUUCGGCGCGCCUGAGAGCCCGGAGCUGCGCGGCCAGGCUGACCUCUGCCCAGGAAGUCGGGAGUGCCACGUCCAUCAGGACGGCAUGUCAGACGUCCUCGUCACACAGAGCCACGGACAAGCGAACUUCCAAGAAGUUCAAGUGCGACAAAGGCCAACUUGUGAAGUCGGAAUUACAGAAACUGCUGCCGCGGAGCGAGAGCGCGGCCCUGCCCGGAGCGCCGCCAGAAACCCCUGGUAAGGAUGAGCCGCCGCGCGUGGCCACACACGGCCCGGCGCCCCCGGGGCCGGAGGUGGGCGUCGCGGCGCCGCGGGAGACCGCAGGCCUUCCCUUCGGGCACGGCCGGGUGGUGAGUGACGCCCGCGUGGCGAGGACCGACGGCCUGCCCGGUGCCCUCCCGGGAAGAGACUCGGACGGCGGCUCCGCCGUCGGGGCCGCGUCCCCCCUGGAGACGGAGCGGGUCCGGCUGCCCCCGCUGCAGAUGGACAGCAGCGUCUUCCUGGACGACGACAGCAACCAGCCGAUGCCGGUGAGCCGCUUCUUCGGCAACGUGGAGCUCAUGCAGGACCUCCCGCCAGCGUCGUCCUCGUGUCCUUCCGUGAGCAGACGCGAAUUCAGGAAGAUGCACUUCAGAGCCAAAGACGACGAGGAGGAGGAGGAUGCAGAAAUGUAGAAAUAAAGACACGCGACGACUUCUUUGCAUUUAGUGCUGUUAAUAAUUGAGUUUAGCAAAUUACGGGACUUAAAGAACUUAUCUUCAAGAGGACGUGUCCUUAACCAGACUUCCGGUGGGGAGGCUCCGGGCACAGCCGCCUGGGGGCCGAAGCUGCUGCGGCGGCGGGAGGGCGGCAUCUGCCGAGUGUGCAGCAGGCCGGGGCCUGGGUGUGGGUGGGACGCCGGGUGGAGGGGCUCCCGUGCUGACCACCCGCAGGGGUGCGUUCCACGGUCGGGGUCCGCUCGCUCCGUGAUCGGUUCAGUGACCGCUCUUAACCGGUUUCUGUAGGCGAAGCUAACGUGCGCCUGGAAACCUGAGACACAC
Molecule: messenger RNA, 1171 nt
Organism: Molossus molossus (Pallas's mastiff bat)
Lineage: Eukaryota; Metazoa; Chordata; Mammalia; Chiroptera; Molossidae
Gene: CUNH1orf174
Product: chromosome unknown C1orf174 homolog
Exons: 4
Coding region: 98-805 (235 amino acids)
Source: RefSeq, a predicted model, not a curated record